GACGCUUUAUGCAAAUAUGCUUUUCAUGAAAGCGUUUGGCUGAUCUGGAAGAGCACUUUGUUUAAGAUGGCCGAUAGACUCACUCAGUUGCAAGAUGCUGUUAAUCAGCUUGCUGAUCAGUUCUGUAACAGCGUCGGGAUACUCCAGCAGUGCUCACCACCUAGUACUUUUGCAGGCUUUGAAAAACAGCUUGGGAAGUCACCAACUGAUACACAAGAAGAUUAUGCAGCCAUUUUUGCAAAACUUAUUGCCAGAACAGCAAAAGACAUUGACGUGCUGAUCGAGUCUGUACCUAUAGAGGACUCUUCCUUAGAGCUACAGAUUGCAACUUUAAAGAAGUUAGAAGCAGAAAAUCAAGAUACAGCCAAGAAUUUGGAGGACAUUGUCAGUAAAGGAGAAGGACUUUUAGAGCAGAUACAAAGUGCACUGAGAGACAUUGCCCAGUGUCAAUUGCAAUGUCAAGCCAUGGAAUCCAGUUCCUGACAUCAGUGUCAAUUACAAAGUCAGCUCGUGACAUCAGAGUCAAUUACAAAGUCAGCUCCUGGCAUCAGAGUCAAUUACAAAGUCAGCUCCUGACAUCAGAGUCAAUUACAAAGUCAGCUCCUGAUGUCAGAGUCAAUUACAAUGUAGGCUCACGAUGUCGGUGUCAAUUACAAUGUCGGCUCACGAUGUCGGUGUCAAUUACAAUGUCGACCCCUGGCAUCAGUGUCAAUUACAAUGUAGGCUCACGAUGUCGGUGUCAAUUACAAUGUCGGCUCACGAUGUCGGUGUCAAUUACAAUGUCGGCUCACGAUGUCAGUGUCAAUUGCAAUGUCAGCUCUUGGCAUCAGAGUCAAUUACAAUGUCGGCUCCCGACAUCUUCAAGGUCAUUGGAGGAAACAUGUUAAAACAUGUGUUAAAUCUGUGUAAAAUCUCAAAAAUGUUUUGAAAAAAUAACCAAACAGCCUAGGAUGGUGAUAAAUUCUUAGACAAGAGCUGCAAGGUUUGUUCAAAUGAAUGACCUUCAUCAACACAUUCAAGGUCACAGGCAUUAAAUAUGUUAAAAACAUUUAUA
Messenger RNA from Mizuhopecten yessoensis (Yesso scallop), 1054 nucleotides. Its product is annotated as mediator of RNA polymerase II transcription subunit 21-like. The transcript is spliced from 4 exons. The coding region runs from base 67 to 483 and encodes 138 amino acids. Gene Ontology annotation, molecular function: transcription coregulator activity. Lineage: Eukaryota; Metazoa; Mollusca; Bivalvia; Pectinida; Pectinidae. Gene Ontology annotation, biological process: regulation of transcription by RNA polymerase II. Gene Ontology annotation, cellular component: mediator complex. The record is from RefSeq and is a predicted model, not a curated record.